Molecule: messenger RNA, 6479 nt
Organism: Salvia miltiorrhiza (redroot sage)
Lineage: Eukaryota; Viridiplantae; Streptophyta; Magnoliopsida; Lamiales; Lamiaceae
Exons: 32
Coding region: 183-6122 (1979 amino acids)
Biological process (GO): RNA export from nucleus; protein import into nucleus
Cellular component (GO): nuclear pore inner ring
Molecular function (GO): structural constituent of nuclear pore
Source: RefSeq, a predicted model, not a curated record
CGAAGCUAACAACACACAAGCAAAUUGAGCAAGUUGUGUUUCGGUUCCGUUAAGAAUUAACGGCUUCUAAAACCCGCCCUAACCCCUUUUCUUCUUUCAUCUCUUCACUUCGAAAUUUCACAAGGCGCGCGCAGUAUUUCAAUUUCUAGGGUUUUCGAAUUUCGAUUAUUCCGGCGUCGGAAAUGGCGACAACCGCGCCUGCAACCACCGCCGCUCAGUCGUCCGACGCCGCAAAAACAGUCGACGCCUCACUGUGGUGGGAGCCUUUCAGUGCACUUCUCACCGAGCUGGAAAACGCCUCCGUGUCAUCCGAAACCCCCCAAAAUCUGGACAGGAAGUUGAAGGACAAUCACGCGUGGUUUUUGGAGACUGUUUCCCAAUUCAAGUCAUCCAAUCAGAAAUCGAGGGAAGCAUUGGAUUCACCACGUGUGAAAAUUGGCACGCACGAGCUGAGUAUACAGCCCAAAUUGAAAGACGCCGCACUGAAGAUUAGUAGUAUCUUGUGUUUAGAUGAGGUGCAAUCAUAUAUCAUUGCCAAAAGAUCGCUGGAGCGCCAUAAUGCAACAACCGAUGAUUUACAUCCGGAUACUAUAAAUUUGGUCAUGCUCGAGUACUACAUUGAACGGCAAUGCUUGUUGAAGUGCACAAGGCAGAUCCUUAUGCAUGCCUUAUAUUUUGAAACUGAGUUGGAAGGAGGAUCUGUUGUACUGGAGGAGGCAAAACGGUUAAUUUCUGGUGGACUCGAAUGUAAAUUACUUUCUACCUUUGAGGACCUUCUAUCGUCUAAAUACCCGGAGCAGAUGGAUUUUGAUCUCUACACUUUAUGGGCCGAGGAAACACUUAUAGAGGACAACCUAAUCCUUGACAUUCUUUUCCUUGUUUAUUACGAGUCAUUUUGCUCUUGUGAUGCUGAAUGCUGGAAAAGAUUAUGUGCGCUAUAUGAGGGUAUUGUGACUGGAUCUUACAACUUCCAGAAGCUGGCAAUAUCACCAGAUGCUAUUCGUGCUAUAUAUCAUGCCAAAGUGCAGCUGGUGCUCAUUCUCAUCCAGUCUUUAAACCUGGAAAGUCUCCUUCAGAUGAUCCACGAUAACAUUCCUUUCAGGCAGGGAUCUAUUUUAUUUUCAGAGAUUGAAGUUCAACAAAUUGAUUCAAUGAUCUCUAGCUUCAAUGCUUUUGAGUCCAAAGAAUUAGGCCCUCUGAUCUUAGCAUGGGCUUUGUUUCUUUGUCUCGUUUCUUCUCUGCCAGAAAAAGAGGAAAAUAAUCUGCUGUUGGAGAUAGAUCACAUUGGUUAUGUUCGUCAAGCUAUGGAGGCUUCAUCUUUGGGAUAUUUUCUUGAAAUUCUAGAAAGUGAUACAUUGAAAUAUUCAGAUGGUCCUCUAGCUGGUUACCGAAGUGUUUUAAGAACGUUUGUAUCUGCGUUUAUUGCAUCUUAUGAGAUCAAUGUCCAGUUUGAGGAUGAUAACCUGAAACUGAUAUUGGACAUACUCUGCAAAAUCUACCAAGGGGAGGAGUUUCUAUGUGAUCAAUUUUGGGAUAGGGACAGUUUUAUUGAUGGUCCUGUUAGGUGUCUUCUUUACAACCUAGAGAGUGAAUUUCCGUAUAGAACUAUUGAGCUUCUACGCUUGUUAUCAGCUCUGAGUGAAGGUGCAUGGCCGUCUGAAUGCGUAUUCAAUUUCCUUGAUAAGUCCACUGGAGUUACAACACCUUUUGAGAUAAGGAAUGGGUCAGUAGUGGAUGCUGUUUCAAAGAUUGUUGAAACACAUUCCCCCUUGUAUGUUGCUGGCGUUGAAGGCUUGGUAGUUCCUGGAAAAUCUAGGGGUCAAGUAUUGAGAAUGCUCGACGAGAAUUGUGCUCUGGUCAGGUGGGAGCAUACAGAAUCUGGAGUUCUUGUUUUGCUUUUGCGGUUGGCCAAAGAGUUUUAUAUGCAAACCCCGGAGGAAGUCAUUGUUAUUCUUGACUUGCUCAGUCGAUUGGCGAGUUUUAACAUGGCUGUCUGUUGUACUCUCAUGAAAUCUUGGAAUUGCUCCUAUGAUGGAGACUAUAUUAUGGGGAAUGAGCAGAGAUACUUGCGUAUUGACAUCGUCGAGAUUGUUUGUGCUGUGGUGAAAAGCCUUCCCCCUAGCAUGAUUGGUGCCAUAAUGAUGUCCAUGGGGGUAAACAUAUUGACGAAAAUGCUGAAAUGCAAGCCAUCUCACGUAGCUACAAUGGUCAUGAAAGGCAACAUCUUUGACGUUGCCUUGAGGACGAACCCCUUUGAUGUUGGAUCCAACAAUUUAUCCAGUGGAUCGUGGUUGCUCUCUGGAAGACUUGCCAAAAUGCUUUUGAUAGAUUGUGAACAGAGUGACUGCUCAAUGACUCUGUCAGUGCUUGACUUCACAAUGAAUCUCCUGGAGACAGGAUUAAAAACUGAUACCAUCCUUGCACUCAUCGUUUUCUCACUACAGUAUGUUCUUAUUAAUCAUGAGUUCUGGAAAUAUAAGGUGAAACCUGCUCGGUGGAAGGUGACACAGAAGGUGCUUGAAGUCAUGAAGAAAUGUAUAUUGUCGAUCUCAUGCUGUCCCAAGCUGGGGGAAGUAGUUCGUGAUAUUAUGUUUUCUGAUUCUUCUAUACACUCUGCAGUUUUUCGAAUUGUUUGUACGACUACACCAACCUUAGAGAAACUUCAUGUAUCCCGUUUGUUUGACAUACUGGAUAUUGAGGGGUUGGAGCUUGCAAUAUCCUCUGGGUUGGAUGUCCUGAUCAGCAUGAUAUCCUCUUUCUCAAAGAAUCCACAGAGUAGUCCUGUUUUUCAUGAAGCAAUUCUAUCAACGACGACCAAGCCAGUACCUGUGAUCACUGCUGCCAUAUCAUUUAUAUCAUACUUCCGUAAUGCUAAUAUACAAAUAGGUGGUGCAAGAUUGCUCUCUGCUUUAUUCAUGGCAGAUUUCUCACAGUCCUAUACCUACAGCAAUAUGAAUCUUGGGUUGGAUGAUAAGCAGAUUGCCCAUUUCAGAAAAUCUGUAAGCAGCAUUCUGUCUCAGCAGUCACCUUGGAAUGAGGAUCUCAUUAUUGCUACUUUGAGGUUCCUAACUUCUGCUGCAAGCAAUCAGCCUGCUUUUCUUGCUGCUGUCAUCACAUCGAAGAAGUACUCAAAUACUGAAGUGCAUAAUGCCCCUGAACAUCAGACAAAGAAAACUGAGAAUGAAUCAUUAGAUUCCUUGGAAGAAAGUCCUUUAUAUGCGAUUCUGCAAUACCUAAAAGAUUCUGAAGACUUAUUACAUAGGAAACCGAAUGUUUUGUUAUGUUCCUUGAACUUCCUAAGGGCACUUUGGCAAGGUGCACCUCAGUUCUCAAAGACCUUGGAGCAGUUAAAAGUUACAGACAAGUUCUGGAAACAUUUGACCAGUUCUCUUGUGCUCAUAUCUCGUCGAGACAAUUUAUCUGAAAAGUUAACUGAAAUGAAUUUCCAAAACAUGGCCUACGAAUGUCAGAUCCUGUCCAAUGUAUUGGAUAUACUAGGUUAUGAGAUUUUCGUGCAAAAGAAGUUGAUGCAUGCUACGUCACUUGCUAACAGAAUAUCUUCAUUACCUCCCAAUGGGGCAGAAAGAACAGAGAAUUUCAUAAAAAAUGGAAGUCCAAAGGAGACUAUUUCAACCUGGUGUAAGAAUUCAGUUUUAAGUGACUUGAUCAAGGUCUGUGUUUCCUCGGAAUAUGAUGAAAGUAGUCAUACACGCGCCAAGGUUGCUGCUGCUUCAUUUGUUGUUCAUGUGAUGGUUAAAUUAAGAAGUGGUGACUCAGGUAGUUUGUCUGUCUCAUUAGUCGAAAGGGUGGUAGCAUUGUCAGAAAAGUUGUGCAAGUUACCAGUGUUUUCAGAAUUGUGGACUCAGUAUACCGAGCGUGGUUACAGUGGAGGACAAGAGCUGGAGAAUUUGAUUUUAAGUGAUCUGUUUUACCACAUCCAAGGAGAGCUUAACGGCCGUCAGAUUGACAACAGACCGUUUAAAGAGUUAUUGCGGUUUCUGAUAGAUUCAAGAUUUUUGGAUGCCUAUAAAUAUGAAAAGGAUGAUGAUCUUCCAGCCAACAUCAAGAGUGUCUACCUGUAUGACACUGUUCGCCUCAGAACAGACCUUGGAUUUGAAAUGUGGGAUCUGCUCACCUGGAAAGAGGCCAAGGACGUUGUGGAGACGAUGCUCCUUUCUUUGCAAGAUGCAAAUUCAAGAAUGUUGCACUCAACUUCUAAGCAUUCAGCUUUACGAGGGCUUGUUACUCUAUUAUACAUGCGUGAGGACAAUGAUGAAGAUUCGACAGGGCUCAAGAUUUCUGAGCAAGUAGUUUCUUCAUGCAUUGACCACAUAUGUCAGUCUAUCCAUGCCUCACUAGCAUCUUUCACUCCUGUCUCUGAUGCCAGUGAAGAUGUUGCGCUUGAUAUCCUUACAGCUCAAGCAGAGCUACUUCUACUUCUACUCAGAUCAGUAGAUACUAAACUUUCUCAGCCUGAUCGUGUUCUUAUCUUAAAGGCCUCAAGCUAUGGUCUCAAAGUGUUGAGCGGCUGUAGGCCGACUCUUGCUGCUGAAACAGCUACUAGGUAUUUGCUUAUGCUGAUCCUUGUUUCAGUCAAGCUGACUUGCAAGGAUUCGGGUCUAGGCGAUUCACUUGGAAGCGAAUCAAUUGAAGUUUCGGCUGAGGUGUCCUAUUCGAGUUUGGGGUUAUUACCUGUUCUCUGCAGCAGCAUUCAGCACCCUGAUAAUUGUACCCUAUCCUUGGCUGCUAUUGACUUUAUAUUGAAAGGUUUCUCAACCCCUGCUACAUGGUUCCCCAUCAUACAGAAGCAUUUCCCGUUGCCACAUAUUGUUCAGAAGCUCCAAGAUGCAGCUGCCUCCAAAAUGGUUCCAGUCAUAUUAAAGUUUCUUUUGAAUUUUGCACGUGUGCGACAGGGCGCUGAGAUGCUUCUAAAUGCUGGUAUCCUAGCAUCUCUAAGAAUGUUGUUGUCCGACUUUCCAGAAGGUGGUCCUUUCUCUAUAAUCCAAAGCGAGAGUGAGAGAAUCUUUGCCAAUGUAUCUGACAAAACCGAGAAGUCGCAACCCAUCUGGGGACUGAGCUUGGCCUUACUUGCAGCAAUUAUCCAGUCUUUGGGUGAUAAUUCUGCGAGUGUUGUAGAUUAUGUGAUGGCAUGCAUAUUAGUAGAGAAUGCUCCUUCAGUUUUCUAUUACCUAAGUGCACCCGAUCUUCCAACUACUGGUCAUGAAAAUAAAAGAGCUCGUGCAUUGAAAUCAAACACUUCCUUAGGUGACCUUAAAGAAACACAAAAUACUUUGGCUCUAAUCUGUGUCUUGGCAGGCCACUCAAAUUCAUGGAAAAAAUUGCUGCAAAAUAUGGAGUCCCAGUUACGGGAAAAAGGCAUCCAUUUGUUAGCCUUCAUUAGUCGAGCCACUCAGCACCCUGGAGAAUCACCUCGGAGGGAUGUUCCUUUAUCGUGCCAUCCUGUUCUCAAAGAAGAUUUUGAGUUGUACAAGAAGCCUUCAUUUGUAAACAGUAAAAAGGGUUGGUUUGCACUAUCUGCUCUUGGUUGCAAGUCAAAUCUCAAGUUGGCGGACUUGUCCUCUAAAUCAACUGCUCUGGUCUUGAGAGAUCAGUCGAAUGGCAAUACGGAUUUAUCUCCUCAGACGCAUUUAUCAGACUUAAUUGCAAUCGAGAUAUACAAGACUGCAUUCCUGCUCUUGAAGUUUUUAUGCACACAAGCUGAAGCAGCUGCCAGAAAGGCGGAGGAGGUUGGUUUUGUUGACAUUGCAGAUUUCCCCGAGCUCCCAAUGCCCGAUAUUUUACAUGGCUUGCAGGAUCAAGGGAUUGCCAUCGUCACAGAACUGUGCGAAGCGAACAAGAAGAAACAGGUAGCGCCGGAAAUACAGGAAGUCUGCCUGUUGCUGCUACAAUUAACAGUAAUGGCAUUGUACUUGGAGUAUUCUGUCAUACAAAUUUGUGGCAUUAGGCCUGUAUUAGGCCAUGUCGAGACAUUCUCCAAGGAACUACGCCUUCUUAUUAGAGCGACGGAGGGCCAUGUGUUCUUGGAAGAGCCACUGACAGUUUUGAAACAAAUUGUAGCAUUUGUGUAUCCUGAGUUAGUACACCAAGACGCCUUAUUUUGAGAUAGAUGUAUAUUCACCAAUUAUAUCUUGAUGUUUAUUGUAGAAUUCUAACUUUGAGGCCCUUAUCUGUUGUCUUGAAAUGAAGUUAGUUAAGUCGAGCUCGAAUCCUAGCUUCACUCGAGCUCAACAAGACUCGGCUUGAACGCUCCGUGAAUAUGUUCAAGCCCGAGUCUAUUAGAGUUGGUUGAGUCGAGCUCAAGCUUAGUUUACUUGAGCACACAUUGAGCUCUAGAGCUUAUCGAGUUAUUGUAAAUCUAAUAUUUAGAAUAUCUUUUAAUUACUCCAUGAUGGAAUCGUAUGUUUGUUAAAGAAUAGUAGUAUCAUUUUCUUGAAUGAUUAAACUGAACUUUUGUGAAA